Messenger RNA from Anopheles coustani, 1746 nucleotides. Its product is annotated as organic cation/carnitine transporter 2-like. NCBI's taxonomy places the organism in Eukaryota, Metazoa, Arthropoda, Insecta, Diptera, Culicidae. The transcript is spliced from 3 exons. Bases 1 to 1746 code for a protein of 581 amino acids. The record is from RefSeq and is a predicted model, not a curated record. Gene Ontology annotation, biological process: transmembrane transport. Gene Ontology annotation, cellular component: membrane. Gene Ontology annotation, molecular function: transmembrane transporter activity.
AUGUCCGCAACGCAAGAGGGCGGUGAAGCUGAUGGAUCGGAUGCGGCGUUCGAUCGGAUUAUGGAAUCCAUCGGCAACGAUGGACCGUUUCAGAAGCGCUACAAUAUCAUCUUCAAUGUCGCAGCCGUACUAUUCUUUGCGAUGACGGUCGUGAACGUGCUUCUCAUACUGGCAGUACCGGAUCAUCGGUGCGGCAUACCGCCGGACGCUAUAGAGACAGCUCGGAAUCAAACAUCAACAGAGCACUGGGAAGACUUAUUUUAUCCCAAAGAGUACAACAGCAGAGGAGAGUAUGUGGCAAGCUCCUGUCUUAUGUACAACGUUUCCUUUCAAAAUCUGGACCUUCUUCCAUCGAAUACCACGACGCCCUGCAUUUACGGUUACGAAUACGAUCGCACGUACUACGACCGAACACCGGUGACUGAAGAGAACUGGGUAUGCGAGAAGGAGCUCUACGGAACCAAUGCGUUUGCCAUCGUACGCGUGUCCGAGGUCUGUGGUACUUUCAUCUUGGGUCAGCUGGGAGAUCGCAUUGGGCGACUUCCGGUGUACUUGUUCAGCAUCCUCACAGCCGUCGUGGGGCGGGUGUUUGCCAUCUUCACCGCUCACCAAUACUGGUUGUUUGCGGCACUCGCCUUCGUAGGGAGCUUUUCGACCAACACCUCGUUCCAGUCACCGUUGAUCAUCGUGAUGGAAAUCUCGAAAGAUGCCAACCGGGCAGCCCUUUCCCUUUGGCAGUUGGUUGGAUGGACCGCCGGCGUUUGCCUGGCACCGCUCGCUCUUUGGUGGAUGCGUGAUUGGUUUUGGUUCAUGAUCGUGACCUCACUGCCAUGUCUGCUGUUCUACUGCUUCCCGCAGUAUAACAUAGAAUCACCGCGAUGGCUUGCCAGUCAGGGACGCUACGGUGACUGUUUGAAGCAACUGCGCAAGAUCGCCUCCAUCAAUGGCCGACCGCUGACGAUCGACGAAGAACAACUACGAGCCCUCGUACCAAGGCCGGAGAUCGAACGGACUUAUGGUAUAGCAUCGUUGUUCAGUGGAUGGCAUAUGACCAAGCUGACGUGCCUAUUGCAGGUUAGCUGGAUCUGCAAUACGAUACCCACGUUCACCCUGUUCCUAAUGAGCCUCCAGAUGGGCGGCAACCCAUUCCUUAACAACUUCUGGCAGGGUGCGGUCGAACUGCCCGCGUACCUACUCGGUCAAAUCUGCUGCGACUGGCUCGGUCGGCGGUUCACCAACAGUGGCGCUUUCCUCGGAGCCACCCUGGUCUGCCUGCCCGUCAUUCUGCUCAUCCAGCGGCCCGGCAACGAGCUGUACGUGACCAUGCUGGCCAUCGUGGUGAAGUUCUUCGUCUGCGUUACCUACUUUGCGCUCUACCUGCAGUCGGUCGAAAUGUACCCGACGUCCCUGCGGCAGACCGGCGCCUCCUUCGGGAUCAUCAUGGCCAACGUGUUCGGCGCACUGGGACCGUACAUCGUGUUUCUUGGCACCAACUAUGACAUCCGGCUGCCGUUCGUUGCGAUGGCGCUGAUUGCGCUGGUCGGGGCGGUCAGUGCGAUCUUCCUGCCCGAAACGCUGCACCAAAAGCUGCCGGAAACGAUGGAGGAGGGACGCCAGUUCGGACGUGACCAACGGUUCUGGGCGGUCCCGAAACGUCCCUCCCCGCCGGUGGAAUCCCGUGCCGAGGAGUAUCGCACACCGGCCGACCAGCACGAGCUAACGAAACUCAAUAAGACCAGCUCGUGA